UUAACAAUUUUAACGUAAUCGAUAAAUUGGUAGAAUUCAGUCUUAUAGAAGAUAUAGUUAACAACCGACUCGUUAGAGUCUGGCCUAGUAGAAUGAUGGUUAGUUCAGUCAAUGCUUCGGAAGCAUUGAACGAUCAGCUCCGAGCUCUCUGUCUGAAGGAGUACCCAUUUGGAUCGGGGUCAUGGCAAAUGUCACCAAAGCUUCCGUUAGCAACUCGAAUGUACUCGAAUACAACAACAGAGUAUGGGAGUGAGAAAGAUCACGUGGAAACCCUUAACCAGCUGAUCACUAAUUUCAAGUCUCCUUGGUACUCGGAAUCAGAAUGGAGCGAGGAACUUCCCUCAUUGAAAAAACUGGCAAUCACUGAUCCACACAAACUGACGCCCGAUUUUCUGCAGAAGACUUUUAGAACACUUCGACUAAUUGAUAAGAAUGUGACGAACAUAGACGAGAAGCUUCUGGAUUUGAAAAAUCUUGAGGAGCUUUCAUUGAGUGCAAAUUACAUUUCGAUAAUCAAGUCAGAAUUCUUGCCGCCCAAAUUGAAGGUUUUGGAACUGAAUGCAAAUUUGAUAUCGGACAUCGAAAGUCUGAUCAAGAAUCCGCCCCCUCUUCAGCACCUCGGACUUGCCAAAAACAGCCUCGAGAAUCUAUCCAGUCAUAUUUCCAUUACAUAUUGGCCUAACCUGAUGUCUCUGGAUCUAGGAGACAACAGUCUCACGGAUCUGCUGCUGCUAGUGGAAAAUCUAAAAACUCUUCCCAAGUUGAGGACUCUGCUCCUCUGUGGAAACCCAGUCUCAUUGAUGCCAAGUUACCGUGGCUACACAGUCGACAGUCUCGGAAGUCUCACCAGUCUGGAUGACGUCAUAAUCACUGCCGACGAGAGACACGACUUCAAAGGCCUGAACAAGAGAGGGACUGAGCUACUGAAGAACGAGGCCAGGCUUACAAUUAAACUUCCCUUUGUUAGGGGCCUGCCUAAUCCAGCCGCCGAGGUAGAUGAGGCCGGUGCCUCUGAGUUCCCAGUGAUUGAGAGGAAAUACUAUCUCAAGUUUCCAUUCAUCUCCAAUGUAGAGAAGCGACUGCUCAAGUCAAGUGAAAUGCUAAAUGAAGGCCAGGAGAAAGAAAAUGCAGCCAAAAAGGCUCCAAAGGGCAAAGCAAAGUCACCAGUGCAAAAGUCAAUCGAAGAGCUGGAGCAAGAACGUUUGGACAAAGAAAAAGCGGCUGAGGCUGAAAGAGUGAGAAUAGCCGGACCUCCUAACAUUGUGUCCUUCUCAACUUGCAAACUAGACUACGACCUAGACCAGCUGUCGUUCGAACACGAGGAACAGUUCAGAGUUGUGGCGCUGCUGCAGCUAAAACAUCUGUUCACAGAGGGGCUGAAGAUGCAACUCAUAGAAGAGAAGACUCUUUACUACCCUGCUGGACAAACCCCAGAAGAACUGGCUGUGGAAAGAGCCACAUCUGGAAAGAAAAGCGCGCCUAAGUCUCGACGGACUUCGAGACACUUCGACCAAUCAGGACAUCUCUUUCAGUCGCAACGUAGAAGGUCUAGUCGACUGUUGACUGUAGGCCAGUUAAACCAACUAGGAAGACGCCGAUCUAGUCAAAUGAGUGCGACCGACAGGGGCUCUACUCCUUUGAAGCCAGGCCAGUUGGGGGCUAAGAUGGCGGCGACUGCGGGAGGAGCAGCGGCCAAGAAGGCCAGCACCCACUCAGGUGGCCAAGGGUCUGAUCUGACCAAGUAUUCUUGUACUGAAUCGUGUGUGGGAUCUGCCGUGCUACACUUGAAGAGUCUCCUAACAUCAUGUGAACAGACUAAAGUCAAGGCCGCUCUCCACUUGGGAGGGGGACCGAUGCGCCCAGAGGACUUGGAAAUACUGGAUACUCCCCCGGCAACUGCUGCCAGUGAUAUGAAAAAGGAUAAGAAGGACAAGAAAAAGGCAACGAAACCCAGUGGUGGUAAAGACAAGAAGAAGGGCUUGGGAAUGGGAGAGGAAGAAGCUGAAGUGUUGCCCCCACCCAUAGUGCUUCUAGCAGAGGUGGAUCUAAGACGCUGGACCAAAACUAAACAGUUCGUCAAAGAACACGACCAGUGGUUUUAAAAAUGAUAUUACAUCAUUGAAUGACAUUUAAAACAGAGCGAAUUCAUUUCAAAAAGUGUCUUGGAACUAAAAUUUAACUUGGGAUGUCACUAAGAUAGUGCUCUGUUCGCAUAAAUUGGAUCCCAAAUUUCAAUGGCAUAUCAUCAAACUCAAUCAUAGUAAGCUGCUACCGACGAUUCCAUGCUUAUCUGUCAGGAAUUUGCAUAUCGCCCCUAUAGGAUAGUUUCUUGAAUCAUUUCAACUCAUAGGUGUUGUAUAUUUUGGAAUUGAAUUGUAUAUAGCUGUAUAUAUGUGAAAUUCAUCAUAGCUGGAUAGCGAAUAAAUUGUUUAUUCUGUA
Messenger RNA from Symsagittifera roscoffensis, 2439 nucleotides. Its product is annotated as leucine-rich repeat-containing protein 43-like. The transcript is spliced from 18 exons. The coding region runs from base 93 to 2102 and encodes 669 amino acids. NCBI's taxonomy places the organism in Eukaryota, Metazoa, Xenacoelomorpha, Acoela, Convolutidae. Gene Ontology annotation, molecular function: protein binding. The record is from RefSeq and is a predicted model, not a curated record.